AUGGUGAGAACAAAACCCAGGUCUCCCAACCAACAACAACAACAAAGACAACGACAUAUUCCUCAAACGCAAACCAAUGUAAAAAUGAAAAAGGCACACGACAAGACAAUAUCAAAAAGUGCCUCUACAACUCAUAGAAAGAUCAAUCAUCAUGAACAUAACAAUCCCGAACAUGCCAACAAUAAUUCCAAUUUCAACAACAAGCCUUCCUCAAGCCCUGUCUCAACAACUCAUCAUACAACAAUAUCAACGACAUCUUCAAAUGUAGCAUCCAGUGAUGUCAAUACAACACGAAAUCAUCCCUUCUUCAUGCAAGGAAAAGACGAACCUCUUCUCUCCGAAUCUCUCCCGCCACUGGUGAGAGGCCAAUGUCUUGGAGAGGUUUUUCUUUGCGUGCAUUCCAUAAAGUGGGUGUCACAGAAAUAUCAGAAUUAUUCAAUACAUCCUGUAUGGUGGGGAAGUGAAGACAGAACAAUUUCUUUACACCCACCAGAAUUUGAGGAAAAUUCUCAUAAAGACGAGCUUUGCAAAAUUGCAGUUAGAUACCCCGUUAAAACUCCUGAGGAUGUAUUUAGGAUGUAUCUUUCCAAUUCAAAGGUUUUACCUCUGGUCAUUGUUCAGAAUGAAAAUCAAGUAAUUGCUGAAGCUUCAAUCCCUGUUGUUCAAAUAUCUUCUUCAAAUGCAAUACAAAAAGAAUGGUUCUCAGCGAAAAGAGGAACCGAGGUAAUUGCAAACCUUUUAGUUACACUCGCUCUUGAUUAUUUUGUUCCCAACACUCCUCAAUUAAAUAAUGUUAAAAAAGCGGUACACUUUGAGAAUUCACCCUCAACACAGCUUAAAACAGACUCUGUCGCCAAAAAGGAGAACAUGACCCCCCAACCAUCCAUUUCCAAACCUACUACCAACACUCCACCAACAACAAGCGAAGAACCUGUAUUCCAAAAUGAUCCUCAAAAAAGUGCCAACCUUGACGGGCUUCUCCAACAUGCACAACAACUGUCCAACGACGUAAAUCAAUUUCUUACUGAAGGAAAUGUUCCUUUCAUUGAUUACAAUGCAUUUCGAGACAUGAAAGACACAACAGACGACAUACCUUUUUUCCUUAAAGACACUGAAGAUGAUGACAAAUUCAGUGCUUCAGUAUCCACUAUAUCGCCAAGAGAAAGCUUUGAAAUUGAUCCAAAACAAUCUGUGACAUCAGAAAUGCUAGAAAUUGAGAAUUCCUUGAACCAAUUAUCUGCUUACAACAAAAAUGUUGCCAAUCCAAUGCCCUUCUAUCCACCAAAUUACCCUUUCUUUGUACCUCCGCCUAUUCCUCCAUCAUCAACGCUACAACAUACAACUCCCAAACCAACUACUGAAAAAGAGACCGAUAUGUAUUUAAAUCAAGAAAAAACCAGUGUAAAUAGAGAAGAGCCCAGUAGUAGGAAAAAAGAAAGAUCGCCUCCUGUCAUUGCUCAUCUCCAUGCCCACAUACAUAUGGACGAAAAGGAAGAGCAGAAAAAGCAAAGAUUUGGUUUAAUGCUCCAUAUUAUCUCAGCAAAGCUAACUAAAAGAAUAGGUGACAAAGACACUUGUAAAAUUAAGGUGGAUAUCAAAAUGCCAUUUGGAAAACGGGGUAGUAGUGAACAGCAAAUCAUUGUUGUGUACAACCAAGACAUUCGUGUCAACACGUAUGAAGUGUUUUCCUUCUCGAAUCAAAAAGUAUUUCUUCCGAAAUUUAGAGAUUGUAGUCUAGUCCUUGAAAUAUUUGAUGAUUCUGACAAUUUCUUAGGCCUUUCAAUGUUUAGCUUGAACAAUUUCUUUGAAGCUUUUUCCUUUGAACAGCCUCCCAAGUAUUUAUUUCCAGAUAAAGAAGAACCCGUUAUUGGACAUUAUGGCUCUUUCACUAGUACAAAUCCAAUUACUGAUGAGGUUGUGCUUGAAAUGAACUGUGUGUUAGCUUUUGGAACAGAAGCACAGGUGAAAGGGUUUGUUAACUCACAACGCGCAGCAAUGACUAUUCAAGAUUUUGUAAGGUCAUCACUCUCUAAAUCUAAAGACAAAAAUCAUGUUGAGGAAUAUUCACAAGACGAAGAAUAUGACACUCAACAUGAGAACUCAACUAAACCAUUAUCAUCCACCGAUCAGACACGUCCUAAGCAGAAAUUGAAAAUUGCUCACAAUGGUGUGGAGCGCGACUACGAAGACCCUGAAAUUGUUUUUGAAGAACAAGCCAACAGGAAAGAAGAAAUUCCUCGCGAACAUAGUCCACGCAUACCCCAAAUUCCAAAGUGUAUACCUCUGCCAGUAUUGUCAUCAUUGUUUAUUCGUGUGAACAGAGCGAGUGGCCUCAAAGAUGCAGCAAUCAAGUGCGGUACGUAUAAUUCGCACAUGAGAGCAGCAAGCCAAGUGGGAGUAAAUCCAUUUGUGGAGUUUGAAGACAUUUCAAGUGGAAAACAAAUUCAAACGCCUGUGCUUGCCUCCACAUUUUGUCCAGUUUGGGACUAUGAGUAUGUGACUGAAUUUUUAUUAGAUGAAGCCAUGUAUCAUAAUGUUAACCACGGCGAGUUGGUGUUUUGCGUUUUUCACAGGAUCCCUCAGUCAAGAAUUACCAGCAACAGUGCCUCAAGUACUGUUGAGCUUGGAAAAGUAAUGGUUCCUCUUAGAACACUGUUGUCAAACAAGCAAGGAAUAUCUGGGUGGUUUGAUAUUCACUCUCAUGACGAUACCGUAGUUGGUACCAUUGAUCUGGAAGUGUUUUUCGACGAUCAAACCGUUCGAAGUUUAUUUGUGAAUGAUCCAAAAAAAAAGGUGUUACGGCAACCAUACCCAUAUCCUAUUUGUAGAUUUACUCUAAUCAUUGAGGAAACAAAUAUUCCAACUCAAGUGUUGGAAGAAUUAGUUCCAUUUUAUAUGUUAGAAGAAAAUCAAUCCAUUCCAUGCUAUCUGUUUGUUACGUAUCGAUUCUAUGGAGAGCAAAAUUUCACAGAAAGUAGACAUUACAAAUCUUCCACAUCCAUUUCAAAGACAAUUAUGCAUCAUAGCUGUGAAUUUAAGAAAGUUUUAGAUCCAAAUCUCAAAAACACGAUAGAGCAAGAAAAACUUGCCAUUCAUGUGUAUUGCUCAGUUGAUAAUGGAAGAGAUCAAAAUGAAACUUCCAUAAGAAAGAGAGCAAAGCUUAUAGGUUCUGCAUACGUUGACAUUAACAAUCUGAUUGCUCAUUCUGAUUCUUCAAAAACCCUGUUUAUCAGUGGUCUGUAUAAUAUUGUGAACACCGAAUCGGAUAUUCUUAAUCACGGAAAUGUGAAGAUCAAGGUGAGCAGUGAGAGGAUUAAUUUUGGUGUUUCAGCAACAAUGAACACACUCCAUCAGAAACCACACAUUCGAAGCAGUGGAACCCAGGCAAAUAUUGAUAUUUCUCUUCAAUCCGACGAUGAAUGUUGCAGUAGCAAUGAUACCAAACAAGAAAAUUUAAUCAAAGAGCCUGAAAUGACGUUGGAAGAAAAGGAGCUGCAAAUAGCACAAGAUGAUGAUGUACUGAUCAAACAACCAAAAACACCUUCAAGAAAAAGAGUUGCAAUAGAAACUACCUUCUCUCCUAAUCAAUCUCUCAUUUCAAACUUGGUUGAAGAGCAAUCAGUUGUGGAAUCGCCUCUCUUACUUGAUAUGUCAAAACGACCUCUUAAUUACUUGAAUAUUUCGAUAGAAGAGGCAAAAUUGACAAAGAUUUUUCAUUUUCACGGUAUAAAGCCAGUCAAUCCAAGCCCCUAUGUGAAAAUUAUUUCUCCUAACCAACAAACGCAUGAACAAUCUGAGGAUAAGGCUGUUGUCACAAGUGUGGUGCCAAAUGAAAACGGGUUAAUGCCAUCAUGGAAUGAACGUUUUCGAGUUCCCAUUUACUCUCAAAUAGAAUUUGUUUCCCUUCAGGUGUGGUCAAGAAACCAAGACCAGUUCGGACCAACCUUAGACACAUUGAUUGGAUUUGCCAAGGUUGACAUCUCAAGCUUGUGGUAUGGUUUGAGAAUUAUAGACGGCUGGUACAACAUUGAAGAUGUAGAAAAGUCAAAGAUAGUGGGACAGAUCAAAAUAGCCAUUUCCCUUGACUCUCCAACCAAAGUUUCCUCUCCUCAGAUUCGACACUCCAGCGAAAUGGUGAAAGCCGAAAGAUUUAUGAUGAAGAGUUUUGACAAGCACAUUAUGACUAUAACGAACUCUCAGCCACCAUCACUUCAACAACAACCAGAAGAAAACUUUUGUGGUGAUCUUGUUGCUCCAAAUGAUUUGUUUUAUUCGAGCAUUGACUUGGAGAACGAAAAAGCAAAGCUUAAAAAUUGCUUGAGCGACCUAGAAAACAUGAUUAACAAUCAUUAA
Naegleria fowleri is the source of this 4353-nucleotide messenger RNA. RefSeq lists its product as uncharacterized. The record is from RefSeq and is a predicted model, not a curated record. Gene Ontology annotation, biological process: cilium assembly; centriole elongation. Gene Ontology annotation, cellular component: centriole; centriolar satellite. The coding region runs from base 1 to 4353 and encodes 1450 amino acids. The transcript is spliced from 5 exons. NCBI's taxonomy places the organism in Eukaryota, Heterolobosea, Eutetramitea, Acrasida, Naegleriidae.